AUGGCGGUCGCAAGCAGCUCUCGCCGCAUCGCGGUGCAGCAUUCGCGCGGCCUUCGUGUCCCUUCAAGCAGCUCACUGGCAGCACAGAGCGCCGUUACCACCAAAGCAAGACCGUUGCGUACUUCACUCGACCCGCAUCGUUCAACAAUCUCAGGAUUCCUUCACUCUCUCAAUGUCGUUCGCUAUGCUAGCUCCUCCUCAUCCCCCAAACGCCCUCAGAACGAAGACGCCAACAACUCAAAAGACGAAUUCUCACGGCACCGCUCUCAGUACAACUACGAUCCGUUCACCCUCCAUCCUGAAGCGAAACAUUACACCUACCCGCUCGUGACGUCCUCCCAACUCGCGUCUCCGACCUUCUCCAGGAAAACCGGACCAGGAGGACGACCUCGCGAAGUCCGGAUGCUGGCGAGAGACUUUAUCCACGACAGCCUGUACAACCCCCAAUACGGGUAUUUCACAAAGCAGGCUGUGCUGCUGCCCGAUCCACCUUCAACCGUGGAGCAGUCUCAAAGAAACGGAGAGGUAAAGGAGGUAGCGGGCGAAAUGUACACCGAGGAGAUGGGGAUCCUUCGACCCGCCAACCCGGGUUUCGACUUCAACUCGAUCAGCAACGAGUCCGAGUUCAUGCGUAAAGUUGAAGAACGCUAUCAGCUGUUCGAAGAGCAGAUCGAGAUUCUGGUUCGAGAACGAGAGAACCUCGAAAACAAACCGGAGGCAAGGCAAGAGGCGAAGGGCAAAGCGGCGGCGGAGUACAGCGCAGCAGGACUGGAAGCGGCCCAACGCAGAGGUCGGGCUAUGCGUGCACGGGAGGGUGUCCAGGAAGCAGACGUCCAGUCGAUGGCGGCAAAGCAGGUGUGGCAUACACCGACGCAGAUCUUCCAACCUUACUACGCCGAGGCGAUAGCAAGGUAUCUGGUGGCAGAGUACAAGCUGCACAACUACCCGUACGACGAUCUGGUGGUGUACGAGCUGGGUGCUGGGUCGGGUGCGUUGGCGAAGGGUGUGUUGGACUACCUGGAGCAGAAGGAGCCGGAGAUUUACACGAGGACGCGCUACCGGAUUGUUGAGAUCUCGGAGAGGCUGGCGAUGGAGCAGAGGAGGAAGUUGGAGUCGCAUGGGGAGAAGGCGCAGGUGGUGAACCAGGAUGUUCUGACGUGGGAUCGAGGGGUGGUUCAGGAACCAUGCUUCGUCAUCGCGUUGGAGGUGUUUGACAAUCUGGCGCACGAUGUGGUCCGCUACUCGACGCGCGACUUUACGCCGUACCAAGGGGUCGUAUCCAUCGAUGACACGGGAGACAUGCACGAGCUAUGGGAACCUCUCUCCGAUCCAUUGAUCAAGCAGUACCUGUCCAUCAUCUCUCCCUCCCUCUCGCCCACCUCGACCACGUCUCCCUUCCUCCGCUCCCUACCCCCCUCCCUGCAACGCGCCAUCGCCACCCACACUCCCUUCUACCCCAACCUAUCCCAACCCAUCUUCGUCCCCACCAACGCCCUCCAACUCAUCUCCACCCUCAAACACAACUUCCCACAACACCGUCUCAUCAUGUCCGACUUUGACUCCCUCCCGGACGCUGUACCCGGCAUCAAUGGUCCUGUCGUCCAGACCCGCUACCGCUCUACGAUGAUCCCCGUUACCACCUACCUCGUACUUCAGGGUUUCUUCGACAUCUUCUUCCCCACCAACUUUGAUCAUCUCCGCAAAGUGUAUCGAAACAUCCUCAACUCUUCUUCUGAACAAGGGUUCUUCGAUCCACACUUUCACCCCCGGGGGCUCCACAGUCCAGCUGCCAACGGAACGGGCAGGGAGAGAAACUUGAAGGUUCUGCCUCAUGCGGAGUUUUUGCAGCGCUUCGCAGAGACCGAAAAAUUGCAGCUCAGGGAUGGAAGUAAUCCCCUGCUCGGCUGGUACGCUAAUGCGAGCUGGUUCUUGUCCUAG
Pseudozyma hubeiensis SY62 is the source of this 1938-nucleotide messenger RNA. RefSeq lists its product as hypothetical. The coding region runs from base 1 to 1938 and encodes 645 amino acids. The transcript has a single exon. Gene Ontology annotation, cellular component: mitochondrion. NCBI's taxonomy places the organism in Eukaryota, Fungi, Basidiomycota, Ustilaginomycetes, Ustilaginales, Ustilaginaceae. The record is from RefSeq and is a predicted model, not a curated record. Gene Ontology annotation, molecular function: protein-arginine omega-N symmetric methyltransferase activity.